Volvox carteri f. nagariensis is the source of this 1641-nucleotide messenger RNA. RefSeq lists its product as uncharacterized. The record is from RefSeq and is a predicted model, not a curated record. The transcript has a single exon. Lineage: Eukaryota; Viridiplantae; Chlorophyta; Chlorophyceae; Chlamydomonadales; Volvocaceae. The coding region runs from base 1 to 1641 and encodes 546 amino acids.
AUGGACGACAAUGGGGAACUGGUCCCGACGGUUGCGGGAUACAAAUACCUAGGUGUCGACCAAUAUGGCUCCCGAUCUGUGACUGAACUUAGGGGCAAACUGGACAAAGCUAUUCAGAAAUGGACAGACUUUACCCGCCCCAAUGACGGCAAUGAUGAUACAACACAUCAAGGGGAACCCGGGGCAGAUGCGCUUAUUAAAGCUAACAUAACCCCUACCAACUUCCUGGCAACAAUCCGGGAUUGCAUUACCAGCAAACCGGCGUACUGGCUCCCAACUGGGGUGAUCUCCCUGGGACAAGCAAGGAAGUGGGACAUUGCGAGAGACAAACUGCUCAAACAGAAAAUCUUCCGCAGUCCCAAGGUAAAAUUUCUGCCCAAGUCACUCAUCGCCCUCCCAGCCAAACUAGGUGGCCUGGGAUUGCCAUACACAGACUUCCGAGCACGUUUCGCCCCCACAAUGUUCCUGUGCAAACUGAUUCUCAGCAAUGAGAAACAGUUCAGCGCAGUGCUGGACUGGUCUAUCAAUGGCUAUGAAGCCAAAGUUAAACCAGAAAUUAACAGCAGCAACACAUUUGGAUGGGCACUGAAACGAUGCCAAAGGAAUAACCGAGUCUUUGUAGACGGAGCCUGUGGACACUUACGUGCAGAGAACAGGUACCUCUCAAACAUCGCGGUUGAGAGUAACAAACUCGGCAUAGUAAUAAAAAAGGAUGACCAGAGUAACUGGAAAAUAGAGAUGGAUGGAAAACAUAUACGGACAUACAACAGGCUAAAAUCGCUUGUGCGAAAGAAAUACAGUGAACAACUCAUUGAAAAGCUGAAAGCGCAGAAGAGCUCGGGAUUAUGGUACAAUGCUAUCCCAUCCUCCCUUCUAAAGUCCAAAAACUCUGUCAAUCUGGUCCACCUCAACUUGCCGAUGCCCAUGUUCAGGUUUGCACUCAAAGCAAGGUUGGAGGCCUUGCCUACGAAUGCAUUCCUUUACUACCGAGCAAAGACACAUGGGCAUGCAUACUGUGACCUCUGUUACAAGGAGCGGGGAGUGUAUCAAGACGAAUGGAUGAUACAUGCCCUCAGAGGUUGCCCGUCAUGGCAAGGCCUCCGGACAAGGGCACACCACGACAUUGUAAAGUUCAUCAAGAACUUUACAGAAAAGUGGAUGAACCCAGGCUGGAGGGUCCUCACAGACACAAUGCCAGACAGUGCCAAGGCACACUGGGCAAGCCGAUGUGAGUCUGGCGCUCGUCUGGCAAACGAGGGCACGAAGCCAGACCUCAUGUACAUUAAUGACGCUGAGAAAAAGGUAAUCAUUGCCGAAAUAACUGUGUGCUCUGAACGCCGAUAUCUUGACCGUAAGGCCAAGAAGGAGGAAAAGUACGCAUGGUUGGCAAGAUUUCUUGAAACAGAGUCAUAUAAUGUUACUAUGAUAGCAUGGCCCAUCGGCCACCUCGGUGGUGUCAACAAAGGCGACGGCAAGGAGCUCCUCAACCGGUUAGGCAUCAAAGAUGCAAAGCGACUAACCGGGGAUCUGCAACGGAGCAUCCAGAAGAAGGCCAUCGCCGCCUCGUACCAAAUCUGGGUGAGCCGGUGCAGAUCAGUCGAAACCAUACAAGCAAAUGAAAGGGCAGAAAUGCUUGAGUAA